AUGGAUUUCUUGUCUGAGCAUUUCCAGCCACGGGAUCCCUCCCUCGAGACCCGGCCAAUCCCCCACAAGCGCUUCUUUGAUACAUGCGCGUUUGGCCCUGGUGCCGAUCCGGCAAUUCAAAAAACAGCCCGAUCUGUCAGUGAUGUGGACCUGAACAUCAGACCCUCAGAUUACAGUAAUAACCCUGAGUUUGAUAGCCAAGUAUUCGAAAGAGAAAGGCAGUUCAUGCCGUGGGUGCGCGAUGAAGAAGACUGGCUGAGCUUUAGGAAGAGGACAGAUGAUGUCCGCAAGCUUCUUUCAGCUGUACAGACCUAUCGAAACAAUAUGUCUGGUCCGCUCGGCUCAGAGAUUACAGACCCAACAUGGGGUUAUUACAUCUUUGUCACGUCUUACACAGACACGGCACAUCAGAAGUUGGAGGCAGCCGUGGAAGCUUUGGUCCAACUUACACUCAGAAGUUUGAGACGUAUGUCACCUUCACUUUACUCGGAAGAGGCAUCCAAAAGAUUCAAGCUCGAUGUCAUCCAGAAUAGAGAGGCGCUAGAGAAUGCGUCUGAGGACAGAGUCAGAGAAGAAUUUCGUGCGCAGCUGAGAGGUUUGGGAAUGCUUGGAGGCGAUAUCAUGUUCCGAGGUAUUGGUUCAGGCCGUUCUUCUGCGUGUAUUCUUUUUGAUGAAGAUACAAUCAGGGAGUUGUCCAAGUUAUCGUUCUCCCUUGAUGCGGAAGAGGAUGAUCUGCAAUUCGGUGAUGUGUACACGAGGAUGAUUGACCCCAAGUGGGAUUAUCCAACGCAGCCGUACCCAAACACGAUUGAGGGCGGUGUACCCUAUCGGGGAGCAGACGACUGCCCAGUUACUUGUCUCGCGGAGCUAUAUCGCAGAAUGGAUGGAGAUUUGAUGGAGGAUUAUCCCAUGGCGGAUGUCAUGACCUAG
This is a messenger RNA of Fusarium venenatum, 930 nucleotides long. RefSeq lists its product as uncharacterized. NCBI's taxonomy places the organism in Eukaryota, Fungi, Ascomycota, Sordariomycetes, Hypocreales, Nectriaceae. The record is from RefSeq and is a predicted model, not a curated record.